UCCGUCUAGAUAGGUUUUUAUUGAAAGAAGGGUUCCGUAUUUCUGGAACUGAUAUGUAACAAACCAGUAUUUAGAUUCACAUUUUACAACCCGACCGCUUUUGUUGCUAUACGAUUUACAAUCAAUAACUGUCACUAUUUCACCAAGCGACAUGACACAAUCAGUUGUGGUACAAGUGGGACAGUGUGGAAAUCAGAUAGGCUGCAGGUUCUGGGACUUGGCAUUGAGAGAACAUGCAGCUGUUAACAAGAAAGGUGUUUAUGAUGAAGCUUUAUGUAGUUUUUUUAGGAAUGUGGAUACUAGGUCUGAGGCUGGUGCAGCAGAUGUCUUGAAAGGCAAGAUUUGCUCGCUUAAAGCACGAGCUGUCUUGAUUGAUAUGGAGGAAGGAGUAGUAAAUGAAAUGCUUCAAGGACCUCUUCGUGAUGUGUUUGAUAGCAAGCAACUUAUUACUGAUGUAUCGGGCUCAGGAAACAAUUGGGCAGUCGGUCACAAUAUUUAUGGUGGCCAGUACCGUGAGCACAUAGUGGAGAAUGUUAGGAGAACAGCAGAACAGUGUGAUUGUCUGCAAUGUUUCUUUGUGAUUCACUCUAUGGGAGGAGGGACAGGAUCUGGUCUAGGAACAUCAGUUUUAAAUCUGCUUGAGGAUGAAUUCCCGGAGGUGUAUAGAUUUGUCACUGCUGUGUACCCGUCUGCUGAUGAUGAUGUCAUCACCUCUCCAUAUAACAGUGUCUUGGCUAUGCGAGAACUUACUGAACAUGCUGACUGUGUUCUGCCUAUAGAAAACCAAUCUUUAGGUGACAUUGUGAACAAAAUUCACCAGAUGGCAAACUCCGGAAAGCUUGGAAGUGUGAAGCAAAACAGCCUUUUGACUUCCAAUAAGGGUAGCACCAAAGAAACUGAAAAACCAUUUGAUGCUAUGAACAAUAUUGUAGCCAACUUGCUUCUUAAUUUAACCAGUUCUGCCAGAUUUGAAGGUUCGCUUAACAUGGAUCUCAAUGAAAUCACAAUGAACUUGGUCCCCUUUCCUCACCUUCACUAUCUGACAUCCAGCCUGACUCCUCUUUAUACACUGGCUGACGUCAACGUGCCCACACGUAGGCUUGAUCAGAUGUUUUCAGAUGCUUUCAGCAAAGACCACCAGUUGAUUCGUGCUGACCCAAAGCAUAGUCUGUACCUGGCAUGUGCAUUAAUGGUGCGAGGAAAUGUGCAAAUUUCAGAUCUUCGCAGGAACAUUGAGAGGUUAAAACCAUCUCUGCCAUUUGUCUCCUGGAAUCAAGAGGGGUGGAAGACAGGACUAUGUUCAGUUCCUCCAGUCGGCCAUUCCCAUUCGCUGCUGGCAUUGGCUAAUAACACCUGUGUUAAGCCUACAUUUAUAGAGCUCAGAGACAGAUUUAAUAAGCUCUACAGGAAAAAGGCUCACCUUCAUCACUAUCUACAAGUGGAUGGAAUGGAGCAGAGCUCAUUUUCAGAAGCCAUUUCUUCAUUGUCAUCUCUUAUAGAGGAAUACAACGAGCUUGAUGCGUCCAAAAGCAUACAAGUACCAGAUCCGCCAAGACUAAACAUUGCUGUAUAAAUGGUCAAAUGAAAUAUAAUGAAUUAUCUAUACGAAUUGGAUUUAUAUUGAGAAAUAAGUUUAAUAUAUUUUUUUAGAUAUAUUUAAGAAAAUAACGUGUCCGUAUUGUUUAUAUUUUUUCUUGCUUCUUUUUUACUGAAUGUGGUGUGAUCGCAAUGUGGUAUAAUCUAUUUUCCAAAUAUACACGUCAUAGUAUCUCAUCUUAAAGAGACAGUAAACAUUUUGUAAUAUAAAAUAGUUUAUUUUGUGUAGUAAAAACAAACCAUUGCAAUUUCCUUUUCUUUCAUGUAAUUAACAAGAGUCCAUGAGCUAGUGACGUAUGGGAUAUAC
This is a messenger RNA of Bombina bombina (fire-bellied toad), 1903 nucleotides long. It is a transcript of the gene TUBE1, whose product is annotated as tubulin epsilon 1. The coding region runs from base 152 to 1573 and encodes 473 amino acids. Gene Ontology annotation, biological process: mitotic cell cycle; microtubule cytoskeleton organization. The record is from RefSeq and is a predicted model, not a curated record. The transcript is spliced from 12 exons. Gene Ontology annotation, molecular function: GTP binding; structural constituent of cytoskeleton. Gene Ontology annotation, cellular component: cytoplasm; microtubule. Lineage: Eukaryota; Metazoa; Chordata; Amphibia; Anura; Bombinatoridae.